Messenger RNA from Oreochromis niloticus (Nile tilapia), 1484 nucleotides. RefSeq names its product P2Y purinoceptor 1-like. Gene Ontology annotation, cellular component: membrane. The transcript has 2 exons. Gene Ontology annotation, biological process: G protein-coupled receptor signaling pathway. Gene Ontology annotation, molecular function: neuropeptide receptor activity. The record is from RefSeq and is a predicted model, not a curated record. Bases 268 to 1281 code for a protein of 337 amino acids. Lineage: Eukaryota; Metazoa; Chordata; Actinopteri; Cichliformes; Cichlidae.
CCCAUGAUGGAGUAACAGGCUACAAUAACGGGAAUAAAGACAAGGUUUACAGAAAGCAAAUGUCCACAGGAACAGGAGGCCACAUUCCUAAAGUUCAGCCCUAUCAAACAAAAUCAGACAGUAACGGGAAGACGCAAAGAUGUUUAUCUCAGAUCUGAAACCUGAAACUCAACAUUAAGGGCUUCAAGCAACAACACGUACAUUUGCUGUUCCUUCACUUCUUUCACUUUUAAUUCUGCUACAAAGGAGAGAGGUUGUGUGGACAACAUGUCAGGAAUACCAACAAAUAAAACGUCCUUCUUUCAUUCAGACUAUGAACAUACAACUCUGCCUGCUGUUUACAUCUUUGUUUUUAUCAUUGGUCUGGGAGCUAAUGGAUGGGCGGUGAGGUCCUUGCUGCAGAAAUGGAAAAUUCUUGGACACAUUAAUGUGUUUCUUCUGAACCUUGAAAUUGCCAAUUUUUUGUUCCUGCCAACACUUCCAUUUUUAACAGCCUACUACUUUAUGGGGAAUAAAUGGAUCUUUGGAGAUGCCUUCUGCAAGAUCACAAGAUUCUGCUUCAACUUGAAUUUAUACGGCAGCAUUGGAUUUCUUACCUGUAUAAGUGUGUACAGGUACCUGGCUAUUGUCCAUCCAAUGAGGGUGAUGGGAAGAAUAACCGUCACUUUCUCUGUAGCUAUCUCAGUUGUGGUUUGGCUGUUGGUGAGUGUUCAAAGUCUUCCAGAUAUGUUCUACCCAAAAACCUCCGCAAACAACACUGAUACAAAUAAAACUGAAAAAUGUCACCAUACCACCACUACAAAGUAUGUUGAGAAUUACCUGAAAUACAGUGUGGGUUGGACAUUGACUGGGUUUGUUAUCCCACUCCUUAUCUUACUUGGCUGCUAUGGACAUGUGACUCUUGUUCUCUGCCGCAAAAAUACCAUUAAUAAGGUGGUGAAACAAAGAAGCUUAAGGUUGUUGUUCAUUUUGAUUUUGCUCUUCUCGGUUUGUUACAUCCCCUAUCAUAUUUUUAAGAACCUCAGCCUUUAUUCAAGAGUUUUGAUAAAACACAGGAUGCGUCCAAAAUGGGAUGAGGGAGUCUUUGGUGCUCAUCAGAUCAGUCGUGGUCUUGUGUGUCUGAAUAGUGUUUUGAACCCCCUGGUUUACCUCCAUGUCAUGGAUAUUUCUGCUCAGCUCCAACAGCUGCUUCAGCGGUUUCGUCAGACAUUUACUCGUUUGUUUGUGUCAGAAUACGGCAGCGUGCCCGUGGAACAAACUGUAAGCACAACAGUGUCUUAACAGUAAUUGCGGACCAUGACUUUGUCUUUUAGAGUUGAGUGUAAAGACUGCUUUAUGCAGGGGCGAUUUUAGCCCAAAGAUUUCUUACUUUUCCAACAAUAUUUGCUGCUUGUGUGAGACACUACUAAAAAUGUAAAAAGCAUACAUUACUUGGUUGAGACGUAACAUUUUAACAACAAAAGUAUAGACCCCCUCCCUCCCAA